ACAAACUGAUAUUGAAUAUUUAAAGAGUAAAGAAAUUUUUGGUCCGGAUAAAUUGAUACUGACGCGUACUUGUCAUAAAAUUUUUAUUUUUAUAAAGUACAUUGAAUUACACGGUAUCUACAUGCUUAUACUAAUUAAUUAAAAAAUACCUAUUCAAAUCGCAUCUUUUCAUGUUUGGAUCACACCUUUUGACUAUUAAGGAAUAAAAUUUAUGAAGAAGAAGAUGCGAAAAGGAAAAAAUUACAUGAAUUUAUUUCUUUAAUCUUUUACUUUUGUGCACUGGAUUGGCACAUAAUUAAUAGAAUAUUAUAAAUGCUUAUAUAUCUUUCCUAAUAGCCAGCACUAAGGUCCUCAUGGAUAUCAAGUAUACUCAAGACUAGGUUCUAUUAACUGUUGGUCCAUUGAUUUCGCCUAAACAACUUUUUCUUCUUUGUGUGUGAAACUGUGAAAAUUUAUAUAUACUACGUGUGUGUGUGUGUGUGUAUAUAUAUAUAUAUAUGGUUAGGGUAUGAAUACAUAUCAUUAUCAAGUGCUAGUCUUGUUGUAGUACACCGUAUGGUGUGUUCCGGCCGCAAAACAUAUUAAGUCUAGAAGUCAUUUAACACAGGAAAAUGAUAAAUAGUUCAUAAGACUUAUAAUGCUCAUUUUUCAUUCACGUAAUUAACUUUUUAAAUUUGUUAAUUAAGUGCCUUGAAUUUAAAAUAAAAGAGAUACUGAUGCAAUGUUCCAAAGGCAACAUUAAAGUUUUAAAAAAAAAUUAAAUUUAAUACUAUUUAAGUACUAGUAAAUUUUUGUUACACAACACUCUCACUUCAACUCACAUUUAAAUUGACUUAAACUUUAAUUCAAAAUUUUUAAAAGUAAAUUAAAUACUGCAAGUCAUCUAAAUAGAAGAUUAUAAUAUUCAAAUCAGGCAAUUAAAUUGAUAAUGCAGGUAGAGUUCAAAAGUACAAAGACAUGAUACGACAUUGUUCCUUAAUUGGGUACCACGCAACAAAAUGUUGAAAAAACACAAUAUAUAUCCAAGCGACACCUAGUUUAAACUUCCAUGAACAUUUCCCUUUCUCUCUCUAUCUUCAUUUUCUCUCUCUAGGCAGCCAUGGACUCAGAAUCUAGCAAACUGGAGAUGUUCUUCUUCCCAUUUGUGGGUGGAGGUCACUUGAUCCCAAUGAUAGACCUCGCCAGACUAUUUGCCUCUCACGGUGUCAAAGCCACCAUACUCGCAAUCCCAAACGACGCCGUCGUCUUCCACAAGGUCAUCAACCGCGACAAAAGCUCCGGCCACGACAUCCACCUCCACACCCUCCAACCACCGCCCGGCGAGCAGCUCACCACCAUCUCCUCCGUCGACAUGUCGGCCCCGCCCUUCACCGACACCUCCAUCCUCCAAGAACCCCUCAAGCAGCUCCUCCUCCGCUGCCGCCCCGACUGCCUCGUCACCGACACGUUCCACCGCUGGAUACCCGACGUCGUCGACGCGAUCGGCGUCCCCAGAGUCAUCUUCAACGGUAAUUGCUGCUUUGCUCGCGUCUGCGAAGAUAUUAUUAAAAAACACGAGCCUCAUCUGAAGGUCGGUUCUGAUUCAGAGCCUUUCGUUCUCGAGGGUCUUCCCGAUCGGAUCGAAUUGACGAGCUCUCAGCUUCCGAUCUUCACCAGAAGAGGAACUGAAUUUCCCGGGAAAUCCAUGAGAGCCGAUCAAAACAGCUUUGCCCAAGUCAUCAAUAGCUUUUACGAAUUGGAGCCUGCUUAUGUUGAUUACUUCAGAAAUGUCAUGGGAAAGAAGGCAUAUCUAAUCGGACCCGUCUCGCUCUGCAACAGAAACGUUGCAGAUAAAGCCGAAAGAGGGCAAAAUUCCGCCAUUGAUGAACAGAGCUGCUUGAAAUGGCUAGAUUCAAAAACUCCCAAUUCAGUUAUAUAUGUUAGUUUUGGUAGCUUAGUUCGAUUGAAGCCGACUCAGCUCCAUGAAAUUGCUUACGGUCUCGAGUCGUCUGAUCACAGUUUCAUUUGGGUGAUCGGAAAAAUAAUGGAAUCGAAUGAAAAAAGUGAUAAAAAUUGGUUACCCGAUGCGUUUGAGCAGAGAAUGAUGGAAACCCAGAAAGGGUUGAUCAUCAAAGGGUGGGCUCCACAGUUGCUGAUCUUGGAACAUGAGGCGGUGGGGGGUUUUAUGACCCACUGUGGGUGGAAUUCAACUCUGGAGUGUGUUUGCGCUGGCGUGCCGAUGGUGACUUGGCCGCUCUCGGCGGACCAGUUCUAUAAUGAGAAGCUGGUGACGGAAGUGUUGCGGAUUGGGGUGAGGGUGGGGAGUUUGGAGUGGGCGUCGUGGAAUAUGGAGAGGAAGGAGGUGGUGGGGAGGGAGAAGGUGGAGGCGGCGGUGCGGCGGUUGAUGGGAGGCGGUGAGACGCCGGAGAUGAGGCGUCGGGCGAAGGAGUUGGCGGAGAAGGCGAGGAGAGCGGUGGAAGAAGGUGGGUCGUCUUAUAAUGACGCUGUUGCUUUGAUUGAGGAGCUGAAGACUCGCCGGAAAGAAGGAUUGGAUUCUGCCGGAGAUUCGCAUUGAGUCGUCGGAGAACUUUGUGGAGGUGGUGUGGGUGGUUAUGCAGCAACACUUACAUUGAAUAUCCUAGGUUUUUCAUACAUAUUUAUCCCUUGUUCUUCUUCUUAACAGUGAAUAUCAAAUUUUGUCUUGAAAAAAAAAAAAAAAAAAAACAAAAAAAACAAAUUUUGUUACAAAGAAAGAAAAGUAAAAAAGAAUGAAAUUAGCUGUCAUAUGUUAUUUUUUUGUUGGAUAAGUAUCUUAUAUGAAUUGUAUAUUCGUUAGAUUAUUAUUAAAGCUUACCCGAGCAGGCUUUCUUAUUAAGGAAAAUGGUAUGUAUCAUUCCAAACAGAAUUAUAACCAAAGUGAAUAAGAAAAUAACUCCGAAAAAACAUAAAAUAAAUAAACUAAAGGUAAUAUACAGUUACCUCCCUUAAAGACAUGUCAAAUUACGUCCGCAUCUCUCCUAGUUAGCAUAAUUUCGGUUACUUCCCCUACAAGUGGCCGGCGUUCAUAUGCGGUGACCGGAGUAAUGAAAUUAUUCUUCUAUCCUCGUUAUUUUAAUUCA
Cornus florida is the source of this 3098-nucleotide messenger RNA. Its product is annotated as abscisate beta-glucosyltransferase-like. Bases 1100 to 2554 code for a protein of 484 amino acids. Lineage: Eukaryota; Viridiplantae; Streptophyta; Magnoliopsida; Cornales; Cornaceae. The record is from RefSeq and is a predicted model, not a curated record. The transcript has a single exon. Gene Ontology annotation, molecular function: UDP-glycosyltransferase activity.